Messenger RNA from Haemonchus placei, 159 nucleotides. The record is from the annotation of a GenBank genome assembly. Lineage: Eukaryota; Metazoa; Nematoda; Chromadorea; Rhabditida; Trichostrongylidae.
GUGGACUUGAAGGAAUGCCUUCUCUACGUCUGCUGUGAUAACAAGCUCUAUUGUGAAUUCUAUAAUUUCCUUUGCAUUGGGUUGAGCUUCCCGCAGCGAGGUGUCCGUUUCGUAUCUACCAGCGAUUGUAUUCAGGUUAUUACAGUAGCGGGUGAGUAG